AUGUCGCAGUUUCGGGACACGUUCACGAAGGACGAGCAACGGGAGAAUUUGCUAGACUAUGACGACAAUGCGUUUAUGUUCUUCUUAUGCAGCGUCACAGUCUGCAUAUUGAUACCUUGGAGCUUCUUCUUUUUCCGAAAAUGCCUUGCCGUGUCCAAUGCCUACCGCCAGAAGUACCCGGAGAAUUCCGCCGUGGGUUCCAAAUUCAGAUAUUGCGAAUGCCGUGCGUGUGUCGCACAGCGCGCUGAGCUCCGCAGGGAACUUUCUCUUUUCCGCACGCGCUUCCUCACGAAAGGGCGUCUCAUUGAGUUCACAGCCCUCAUGCUUUGCUGGCUUGGCUUCGUUUUAAUAUGCCGCAACUUGCAAGACGUCCACAGCAUUAAAACCUUCGACCCUUUCGAAAUCCUAGACGUCAGCCCCUCAGCAACUCAGCGGGAAAUCAAAAAGGCGUACCGCCUCAUGUCGCUCAAAUACCACCCAGACAAAAAUGUUAAUGACCCGACGCAGGGAGCAAGAUUCAUUAUGAUCGCCAAAGCGUACCAGGCACUAACGGACGAAGUCGCGAAAAAGAACUACGAGAAAUACGGCAACCCGGAUGGCCCCGGCGGUAUGAAGAUCGGCGUCGGACUUCCCAGAUUUUUAGUUGAAGAGGGCAACCAAAUCUUCGUCCUCUCGUUCUUCUUCCUCUUUCUCCUUGUUGUCUUGCCCAUGAUCUUCCUCUGCUACUACCAGCGGCAGAAGAAAUAUGCUCCUAACGGCGUGAUGGUCGAUACGGUUCAGUUCCUCACGCAUGUAAUGACAGAAGGCACACGGUUAAAGAACUUACCAGAGCUGCUUGCUGCCAGCGGAGAGAGCCGCGCAAUGAAGAUCGAACGAGACGAUGACAAGGAUAUGCGACAGAUAUGCGAUGCUGUGGUGGAAUCCAAAAAGCGCAUAUUCACAAUGCCUGUAAUCGUCCGGAACUGCUAUCUCAUCAACGCUCACAUGCAGCGACUGCAUGAGCUAAUGAGCCCACGGCUUCGGAACGAGUUAAACCAACUUCUCAAGGACUCGCUGCCUAUAACGCAGUGCAUGAUGGAGAUAUCCGUCCUCAGUGAUUGGUACCUGACUGCAGAUUCAGUCUUGGAGUUCCGGCGUUGCUUGGUUCAAGCCAUUAAUGGGAGAUCGCACUCGUUGUUGCAAAUCCCUCAUUUUGAUGAGGACGUUCUCCGCCACUGCCACCGGGGAAAGCAUGUGAUUCGCGAGCUGAGCGAAUUCUUACGGCAGGAGGGCGAGGAACGACGAGGCACCCUAGAUAUGUCGAAGGAGCAGCAAGCUGACAUUCAGGCCUUCUGUGAGCAUGUCCCUAAUAUUGAACUCCAAGCGGAAAUAGUUGUGGACGACGAAGCAGAAAUUGUCGUCGGUGACGUGGCGACUUGCCGCAUAACAAUGACACGGAAAAACUUGAAGGAAGGCGAAGCUGCAGGGGCAGUGCAUGCACCGUAUUUCCAAGAACCGAAGUACGAAGAAUGGUGGAUAUUUUUGAAGGAAAAGGGCGACAGUGUUACUGGAGCAUACACACCCGAGGAAAAGCCACGCGAAGUUUUCGUGCAUCCCGAAGAUGUAAAGCUGGAUGAGGAGCCAACUCUCUUCCAACAGAUGCUCGGGGAUAUAUGUGUCAACUCGAGUGACGAAGAAGAGGAGUUUGACUUGGACGAAGCUCCAAAAGUUGUAAGAAAGAAACCAGCUGCCGAGGCGGAAGCAACAGCUGCUGCAAAGCAGGAUGACGCAAAGGAGACCGAGAAAUCCACGGAACCGGCAGCCUCUGCAGCCGAGCCGAAGAAGAAUGAUGGCGGGGCCGUGAGUCUUGCACCAUUAGAACCAGGGUGGUUUUUGACAUCAUAA
Messenger RNA from Eimeria acervulina, 1884 nucleotides. RefSeq names its product DnaJ domain-containing protein, putative. The coding region runs from base 1 to 1884 and encodes 627 amino acids. NCBI's taxonomy places the organism in Eukaryota, Apicomplexa, Conoidasida, Eucoccidiorida, Eimeriidae. The transcript is spliced from 9 exons. Gene Ontology annotation, biological process: SRP-dependent cotranslational protein targeting to membrane; post-translational protein targeting to endoplasmic reticulum membrane. Gene Ontology annotation, molecular function: transmembrane protein transporter activity; RNA binding. Gene Ontology annotation, cellular component: Sec62/Sec63 complex. The record is from RefSeq and is a predicted model, not a curated record.